CAGCUUGUCAUAAGGGUUUACAUUGAGAACGCAAACUGUAUUGUUAAAUUACCGUACGACUAGAUCAGUGCGUAAUUGAAGAGAGGAAACCUGCCUGUUUGGAUUAUGGUAUACAGGAUUACUUAAUCCGUGACGCAGCACAAUAGCAAGACAGUGCGCAAUCUGCAUCGCAGGCAGUCUCGUCUAAUGAGGAGAAACUCUGAUAAAGUAAGAAUUUAUCAUUAUGUAAUAUUCAAAAUAUAGUAUUCACGGUAUGGAUAUGUUGAUGUUGGGGCACACAUGCUGUCAGUGUCUUUAGAUGACACUUUAUCACUGGAGUGGAAGCCACAGUUAGCCGGUUAGGAGCCACUUCAUUUGGUUCUCCGUUAGCUUGUUUUUAGCGGGGUAUGCUAGCUAACUCCCUAUGGUUAUCACGCAAUCUUACAACCUACAAUGAAUAGUAAAGCGUGGUGGAAAUGUAUCUUACUAAGUAAGUGUGGCGUUUGUUUGUACCCUUUUAGCGAUGUAAACAACGCGUUUAAUAGUUUAGACAUGAUUUUAAAAUACGUCACAUGCCAUUGUUGCUGCCUCCCUGUGUUACAACGUUAGCUGGCUCACUCAGACUCAGUUUCAGCACAAACUUUGAGUGAAUUUAACCUUUGAGGACACUUCCAUUAGUAUGACAGCUAAAAUAGCUGCUAAUGAUGGAUCUUACACGUGCUGUCGCUUGUCUGCCUCUCCUCCUCCAGCAUGUUGCGUUUGCCUGCUGUGAGCCGGAGUCUGUUUCCAGCAGCUGCUGCCAAAGGAGGUGCGGCUGCUAACCAUGGUAACAAUAUGCCUCUUCAUCUACUGAUUAAUUGAUCAUGCCUUCAUUAAGAACAAUCCUGUCCUGUAUUGCAGACCACCCAUUUGUUAAUUGGGUGUUUUGUGUUAGCAGUAAGGUUUUUUUUUUCCAGUUUGUUCCACUGAUGGAUUAUAGACAGGAUUACAGCUUUGCCAGCUACCAAAUCUGGUGCCUGGCUGUAGCUGGCUCAAUUUAGACUCUGGUGUCAGUGGAAAUAAUUAGUUCAUUUACUUUGAAAAAAGAGGAGGCCAUUGUUAUGGUAGAAGUGAUUGUAUAUUAUGUAACUGUUUAAUGGUCUUUGAGUGAAAAGAAGUUUUGUUUUCUGUCUGUGCCUUCAGCUCGCAAUGCUGCAACUGCAGCAGCACCUGCCAGUAACCUCCUGGAGGUGUUUGUGGAUGGGACACCUGUCAUGGUGGAGCCAGGGACCACCGUGUUACAGGUAAGGUAGUUUAUUCAUGCACCCAGUUGUUUAACCUUCUUCCUGUGUUAGCUUUUACUACGCACCCACCAUGUUAAGGGUCGGUUUUGACCCUUGACUUAAAUCAGCUGUAAAUUACACUAAAAACAAUUAUGUACUAUCCAAUUUGGUUCUCAUCUCUAGGUUACCUUGUUAGGCUUCAUUAUCCAUGAAAAUAUUGCUUAUAAUAUUUUUUGAUGUGGGUCUUUGGGCCUUUCUUUGUCAGUAUACCCCUCACAAAGAUAUCUAUACUGGAUUGAUCUCAAAUAUCUGGACAUACCCCACAUAGUUUUUUGAAAAACGUGGCAAACUGAGAAUUUCCUAAAUCUCACAUGAUUUGAAGAGGUUCUGACUGUCAUUGUGGUGCCUAGCAGUGCACUUAUGAUUACAGUUUUUGCUCUAAAAUUAGAUAUUGAUCGAACCGUGUCAACAGUGAUCAUAACACGACAAGUGUCAUAAUUUUAAUAAGAGAAUUUUAUAAUUUAGUCAAUUGAAUAUUUUUAUUUUGUUGAAAUAGAGGUUCCUGAUAAAGUCAAAAAGUCUUGAAACAAAAAAGUUAAUUAAAGUGGUUCCUCUAAGCAUUUAAAAUCAAAAAUGGGUCGGUGCAGACCCAAACACAGGAGGAGGGUUAAGAUAAUUCAAGUUAUCUUUGGUCACUAUAUGAAUUGUGAAACAUAACUCACUAUUGCCACAGGCGUGUGAGAAGGUAGGAAUGCAGAUUCCUCGCUUCUGCUACCAUGAGCGCCUGUCAGUCGCUGGAAACUGUCGCAUGUGUCUUGUGGAGAUAGAGAAAGUCCCAAAGGUGUGUUUGUUCAAGUCUGUAUUUUUAAACUUUAACUUGUCUUCAACUGUUUGUUAUCUCAGUAUGAGAGAGAUUAAUAUUUCCAUGCUUAAAAUAAUAAUUUGUCAUUCAUGUUGUAGCCCGUUGCAGCUUGUGCUAUGCCAGUCAUGAAGGGUUGGAACAUUUUAACCAACUCUGACAAAACAAGAAAAGCCAGGUAAGAAAAACUCACAAGUUAGACAAAGUAGGCUUCAUAAUCUAAGGUUCAUCUUCAUGAAUAUGUUGUUGUACUCAUUUUGGACUGUAAUAAUAUAUAACAUACUUUUUUGUGGUUACACAGAGAAGGUGUGAUGGAGUUCCUUCUGGCUAACCACCCGUUAGAUUGUCCAAUUUGUGAUCAGGGGGGUGAAUGCGAUCUGCAAGUAAAAAAAAAAUUACCCAACUUGUAAAUUUUAACAACUCAGCUUGUGUAUUAAAGUUGUUUCCUGUACUUGUUCUCCUUAAACUCAAAUGUCAUUUUGUUCCAAGGACCAGUCGAUGCAGUUUGGCAGUGACAGGAGCCGCUUCACAGAGGGUAAAAGAGCUGUGGAGGACAAGAACAUCGGGCCUCUCAUUAAAACCAUUAUGACUCGCUGUAUUCAGUGCACUCGCUGUGUGCGGUGAGCCACACAUCAAUUUCAUCCAAAUUAUGGUGAGCUGCUGGUUCAUUUUAGUAUGACAAAACAUCAAUCAAGUCUUUUUUUUUUGUUGUUGUUGCUACAGCUUCGCCAGUGAGAUUGCAGGAGUGGAGGAUCUGGGUACCACUGGCAGAGGCAAUGAUCUCCAGAUUGGGACCUACGUGGAAAAGAUGUUCAUGUCCGAGUUAUCAGGGAAUGUCAUUGACAUAUGUCCAGUAGGAGCCUUGACUUCUAAACCAUAUGCUUUCACCGCUCGCCCUUGGGAAACCAGGUUUGGGAAUUUUGCUUGGCGCGUCAUCAUCUUCUUAGGAUGAGAAGUUAGUUUUCAUUCUCAUGUUUUAUCUUUGGUUUCUCCUGCAGGAAAACUGAAUCCAUUGAUGUUCUGGAUGCUGUGGGUAGUAACAUAGUUGUGAGCACUCGUGGAGGUGAGGUUAUGAGAAUCCUGCCUCGUCUCAACGAGGAUAUUAAUGAGGAGUGGAUUUCAGACAAAACCAGGUUCAUGAUGGAUCACAAAGUUCUUCACAGAUGUAGAUUUUCACCUUUUCUGCACUAUUGCUGAAGUCUUUGUUGCUUUUGUCCUGACAGGUUUGCUUAUGAUGGUCUCAAGAGGCAGAGGCUUACUCAGCCCAUGGUGAAAAAUGAGUCCGGGCAGCUGGUCCCUACAACCUGGGAGGAUGUGCUGACUCGAGUUGCUGGAGCAGUAUGUUAUUUAUGAUAGAAUGACCCAUAACUAUGUAUGAUCAUUUGCUGCUUGUGUUUAGCAUCUGUUUCAUUUGACAGUUGCAGGGAGUGAAGGGCAGUGAAGUUGCUGCUGUUGUCGGAGGCUUAGCAGACGCAGAGGCUCUUAUUGCUCUGAAAGACUUGCUGAAUCAUUUGAACAGUGACAACCUGUGCACAGAGGAGGUGUUCCCAAUGGCUGGAGCAGGGUAAGACUAUAGAGGGAGUGAAAUCCUGUAUAAUAAUCAAAAAUCCAGGUGCAGUAAAGCUGAUGCUAGUUUGUGUUUUGACUCAUGGCUUCUUCAGCUCUGACUUGCGUUCAAACUAUCUUCUAAACACUGGAAUCGCCGGAGUUGAAGAAGCUGACCUGCUGCUUCUGGUUGGGACCAACCCACGCUAUGAGGCUCCUCUGUUCAAUGCCCGAAUCAGAAAAAGGUACGGCAAUACUGUAAAUAAAGGAUGUAAAAAUUAUAGAACUGUCAAAGUUGUUGAUUGGAUAUAUACUGUAUAUGACACAUAAAUGUACAUGCUUUUACAUUCUCUCGGUACCUUCAAUUCAGCUGGCUUCACAAUGAGCUGCAAGUGGCUCUUGUAGGACAAAAGGUGGACUUGAGUUACACAUAUGACCACCUUGGGGAAACUGGCACAGUUCUCCACGAAAUCGCAGCAGGAUCUCAUCCUUUUUCUCAGGUAAUGCUCAGAACUCUCAGUAUUACAAUUUAUGUUUUCAGUCCAUUUGAAUGUACUUCCUUAUAAUUUGUAUUUUAUCUGCUCUUAAAGGUCUUGGCUAAAGCCAAGCAUCCUGUUGUUGUGGUUGGGAGCAGUUGCCUGCAGAGAGAGGAUGGGGAUGUGAUAAUGGCUGCUGUGUCAACCAUUGCUCACAAUGCUCGCGUCAGCAGUGGUGCUGAGGAAACCUGGAAGGUCCUCAAUGUGCUUCACAGGUCAUAAUCUUGGAAUAUUUAGUCAGCAGUUUUAUGGUGACAGGAUAGUGUUCAAGAGAGGUUAAAGGAAGUUGAUUAUUUUUUUUUUCAACAUCUUUGACUUUAGGGUGGCAAGUCAAGUGGCUGCACUUGAUCUUGGGUACAAGCCAGGAGUGGAGGCUAUCAGAAAGACCCCACCCAAAGUUCUUUUCCUGCUUGGAGCUGACUCUGGCUGCAUCACCCGCCAAGAUCUCCCCAAGGAUAGCUUCAUAAUAUACCAAGGUUGGCUAGUGUACUCGUGGCUAGUGUACAGCACAGUGGCAGAAACUUAAAUUACAUUCAUUUAUGCAUGACAGUUGAGAGAGACAACGUAUUUCCAUCUCACAUGAGUGAAAUUUAAAACCUGAGAAAUAAGUAAAUAAGCUGAAUGAAAGAAGCUGCUUUGUGAUUCAUGAUAACAUUUUCAAACCCAGUUGAACACUUCUUGGUAGAUUUCAGACUAAAAAGUUUUGUCUCCCAUAAUAAUCACAGAUAAAUCAAAUGUGAGUAUAUCUUUUGUUCUGAAAUUAGACGUAUUUUAGCUCUCUGCUCGAUCUUUCCAGGUCACCACGGUGAUGCUGGCGCACCAAUGGCAGACAUCAUACUUCCCGGAGCUGCAUACACUGAGAAAUGUAGCACCUAUGUGAACACUGAAGGCCGUGCCCAGCAGACCAAAGUUGCAGUGACUUCUCCAGGCAUGGCCAGAGAGGACUGGAUGAUCAUCAGAGCCAUAUCAGAGGUGAACUGUACUCAAAGAUAAUCCUUGUUUUGUUAAAACAAAAGAAAAAAUUAAAAUAAAAAACAUGACUCAAUUCUGUUUCUUUUAAGCUUGCUGGAGUGACUCUGCCAUAUGACACUCUUGAUGAAGUGCGUAAUCGACUGGCAGAUGUUUCCCCAAAUUUGGUUCGAUAUGAUGAUGUUGAGGAGGCUAACUAUUUUAAACAAGCUAAUGAACUGUCAAAGGUCAGCUCUUCUUUUCCUCUAGUUUUCUAUCAAAACGUGUUCAAAUUGUUUACUUCACUCCGUGUGUCUCUAUGUUAGUGAUAUCUGGCUUUUAUCUUCCAGGCUGUGAACCAGACUGUCCUUUCAGAUCCUUUAGUCCCUCCACAGCUCACUGUAAAGGACUUCUAUAUGACAGGUGGGUUGUCAGUAUUGUGGAUCUCCUCUGACCAGAUACUAUACUCAAAAUUAGUACUAUCAGUCGAGAAACUUCAUGGAAAUUUCAUUAAGCCGUUAAUAUUUAAGAUAUUCAUUUUUACCAGAUGAGCUUAAGAAUAUUUUUAUCACAAAUUAUUUAAAGCCAAAUAAAUGCAUUCUAGUUUUGGUAUUGUUUCUUCUAUAUCAAGUGAGUAACCAAAUUCUUUUUCAACUGGUAAUCUGUUUUUUAAUACAUGUUUUUGAAACGAUCGAACAAUAAAUUAAUACUACAUGUUCAAAAUUAUUUUCUUUAUAUGUUGCCAUAGAAUGUAAAACCUUCUGUUUUUGCAAAACUGCACUAUAAAUCAGCACUAGUUUCUAAAAAAAAAACUUAGUUUUAAAUGUAUAUUAUUGCUAAGCCUCUUACUCAAUUUUAUCUGUGUUGUGUUGUUUUUAUAAUGCAAGGGCAUAAGGACUUAUUUGUUUAUUUUUUUCUUUUAAUUAGAUGCAAUAUUAAACAGAUUUUCAUGGUAGUCAAGGUGUACAGACUUUAAAUCUGUUCUUCAUCUUACCCAUAGAUCCGAUAAGCAGAGCCUCCCAGACGAUGGCCAAGUGUGUGAAAGCUGUCACUGAGGGAGCACAAGCUGUGGAUGAGCCAGCCAUAUGUUAAAGCUCAGUGAAUAGCCAUCUAUACAUCACUGACUAAAAAUAUGAUACGCACAAUUCUGCUGUUCGCACUUUCCUAGAAACCUGUUUAUUUGCACUGAUGUUCUACUAUUGCAAAUGUGUGAUUAUAAUAGAUGCCUCAUCAGAACUAAUAUUUUAUUACCCAGACAAAAUAAGUGUAUGUGCCACAAAAGAAAACGUAAGCCUACGUUAACCAAAUCUCCAGGAAUGCACACCUGACACUUUAAUUUCACCUUUUAGGACAUGCACACACUGUACUUAGAGCUGUGACCAAAGGUUUUAAAUGUUAUUCCUUCCUGGGUAACACCAGUGUUUUAUCUCCCUGUAAAACCACUGGCAUUAAAAAGUGUUAAUCAUAUAUUUUCCUAAAGUAUUUUGAAUAUAUUGAGUUAACUGAUUUGUGUGAAAAUUAAUAAACCAGUUCUCUCUAGAAAGCCUAAUAUAUUUUCAAAUUCACAAAUCAAAAUGUGUACUCUGUUUUUGUAUGUUUCUAUAAUGUUUGGGUGAUAGUAAACUUUUCCAGCCCCGAG
Messenger RNA from Xyrichtys novacula (pearly razorfish), 6768 nucleotides. Lineage: Eukaryota; Metazoa; Chordata; Actinopteri; Labriformes; Labridae. The record is from the annotation of a GenBank genome assembly.